AAUCUUCUAUUAAGUUCCUAAAAUACCCCAAAACUACCCGAUCCGUCGAGCCGAACAACUGCAAUCUCCAGCUACAAAACACCGAGAAAUCUGUGUGGGUUAAUUACUGUGAUUCAGCCAUAUCCAGAUCACUUGCACGAGCAAGGCAUGCAAGGCUACCUCACUCUCGCCAUGGGGUUCUCCUCGACUUCAACCCCUCUGUUACUCCUCCUCUCCGUCCUGCCGCUGCUCUACUUUCUCUACCUGCGCCAGGACCCCAGGAAGAAGCCGCACGCCCAUGGACUCAAGUCCUACCCCGUCCUCGGCAUACUGCCGCACUUCUCCAAGAACAAGGACCGCUUCCUUGAGUGGUCGACCGAAGUCUUGAAGCGCAGCCCCACGCACACCAUUUCGUUCAAGACGGUCGGCCUCACCGGCGGCGUCUUCACCGCCAACCCGGCCAAUGUGGAGUAUACGCUGAAGACUAACUUCGGGAACUAUCCGAAGGGCGAGCUCGCCGUGUCCAUGAUCGAAGAUUUCCUUGGCCAUGGCAUCUUCAACUCCGACGGCGAGCAGUGGCUGUGGCAGCGGAAGGCCGCCAGCUACGAGUUCAACAAGCGCUCGCUGAGGAGCUUCGUCGUGGACACCGUCAGGUCCGAGGUCGUCGACAGGCUGCUGCCGCUUCUGCGGCGCGCGGAGCGCGACGGCCGGACGCUGGACUUGCAGGACGUGCUGGAGCGCUUCGCGUUCGACAACAUCUGCCAUGUGGCCUUCGACGAGGACCCGGCGUGCCUCGCUGAGGACAGCAUGGCCUCGCCCCAGAGCGCGGAGUUCAUGCGCGCGUUCAACGACGCGCAGGAUGCGCUCAUGGACCGGUUCAUGUCGCCGGUCAAGUCAGUGUGGCGCUUCAAGAGGCUGUUCAACAUGGAGCCAGAGAGGCGGAUGCGGGAGGCCCUCGCCACGAUCCACGGCUUCGCUGAGCGGAUCGUCCGAGAGCGCAGGGAAAGAGGGGAGGCCGGGCUGGCGCGCAGUGACGACUUCCUGUCGCGCUUCGCCGCCAGCGGCGAGCACAGCGACGAGAGCCUCCGCGACGUGGUCACUAACUUCCUCAUCGCCGGGCGCGACACGACGUCGUCGGCGUUGACCUGGUUCCUCUGGCUGGUGUCGGGCCGGCCGGACGUGGAGGACAAGAUCGUGCGCGAGAUCCGCUCGGUGCGGCGCGCGUCCGGUGGCACAGGCGCCGACGCGACGUUCAGCUUCGACGAGCUGCGUGACAUGCACUACCUCCACGCCGCCAUCACCGAGUCCAUGCGGCUCUGCAAGGAGGACGACUUCCUGCCCGACGGCACGUUCGUGGGGAAAGGAUGGUUCGUGUCCUACUUCGCGUACGCCAUGGCGAGGGUGGAGGACAUCUGGGGCGCGGACUGUGAGGAGUUCCGGCCGGAGCGGUGGCUGGACGAGGCGGGCGCGUUCCGGCCGGAGAGCCCGUUCAAGUACCCGGUGUUCCACGCGGGCCCAAGGAUGUGCCUCGGCAAGGAGAUGGCCUACAUACAGAUGAAGUCCAUCGUGGCGUCUGUGUUCGAGAGGUUCAGCCUCCGGUACGCACGUGACGGCGCGGCGCACCCGGGGCUGGUGCUUUGUUUGACGUUGCGCAUGAAGGGCGGUUUGCCGAUGCAAGUGACCACCAGGGGGUGAUGACCGGGCGGUUUGCCGACCUCACUGUUGAUGCUUGAUAUUUUUGUACGAUUGUACUAGUGUUUCAUCAUUUUUGUAGUGUUUGCUCCUGCUCCUGCUCCUGCUCCAGCUUGACCCGUGAAAUAAAGAGUGGCGUUCUUGUUUCUCCGAGUGGCGAAUGGC
This is a messenger RNA of Oryza brachyantha (malo sina), 1836 nucleotides long. RefSeq names its product cytochrome P450 94B3-like. The record is from RefSeq and is a predicted model, not a curated record. Lineage: Eukaryota; Viridiplantae; Streptophyta; Magnoliopsida; Poales; Poaceae. Bases 148 to 1674 code for a protein of 508 amino acids. The transcript has 2 exons. Gene Ontology annotation, molecular function: oxidoreductase activity, acting on paired donors, with incorporation or reduction of molecular oxygen; heme binding; iron ion binding.